GACAGCCAUGGCUACGAUCAAAGACAUUGGCGUCGGGGCGGCGUUCAACAUAGUGACCGCCACCAUCUUCCUGCUGAUAUUCGCCUUCCUGCGGCUACAGCCCAUCAACGACAGGAUCUACUUCCCGAAAUGGUACCUCAAGGGAAUGCGGGACAGCCCCUCCUCCGCCGGCGCCGCCGUGACCAAGUAUGUCAACCUGAACGUGCGGUCGUACCUGAAGUUCUUGAGCUGGAUGCCGGCUGCUCUCAAGAUGCCCGAGGAGGAGUUGAUCGAGCACGCGGGCCUCGAUUCCGUUGUCUAUCUACGGAUAUACCUCACGGGACUGAAGAUAUUUCUCCCGAUUACGAUUCUUGCUUUUGCUGUUCUGGUCCCUGUGAACUGGACCAAUGAUACGCUAGAUGAUUUGAAGGUAGUCCACAGUGAUAUUGACAACCUUUCAAUAUCCAACAUACCUUAUGGAUCAAAGAGGUUUAUUGCUCACUUGGUUAUGGCCUAUGUAUUUACGUUUUGGACCUGCUAUGUACUUAAGAAUGAGUAUGAAAGAGUCGCGACUAUGAGGUUGCGCUUUCUUGCUUCAGAGAAACGCCGACCGGAUCAGUUCACUGUUCUUGUACGGAACAUACCACCAGAUCCCGAUGAAUCAGUUAGCGAGCUUGUGGAACAUUUCUUCCUUGUCAAUCAUCCCGAUCAUUAUCUGAAGCAUCAGACAGUUUACAAUGCAAAUAAACUUGCUGAUCUGGUUGAAAAGAAGAAGAAAAUGCGGAAUUGGCUUGAUUACUACCAAAACAAGCUUGAGCGAAAAUCCAAAAGGCCAACAACUAAGACUGGCUUUCUUGGAUGUUUUGGUUCUGAAGUGGAUGCUAUUGAUCACUGCAAAUCAGAGAUCGAGAAGAUAGGAACGGAAGAAGCUGAAGAGCGUAAGAAGGUCAUGAAGGAUCCCAAGUCAAUUAUGCCAGCAUCCUUUGUUUCUUUCCGUUCACGGUGGGGUGCAGCUGUUUGUGCUCAGACACAACAGACCAGCAACCCAACCCUUUGGCUGACUGAAUGGGCUCCAGAACCUCGUGAUGUGUACUGGAGUAAUCUAUCUAUUCCCUUUGUUUCCCUCACAGUCAGGAGGUUGAUAAUUGGCGUGGCCUUUUUCUUCCUCAACUUCUUCUAUGUCAUUCCAAUAGCAUUCGUGCAGACUCUUGCAAAUCUUGAAGGCAUAGAGAAGGCACUACCAUUUCUAAAACCUUUAAUUGAAUCACCUCCCAUUAAAUCAUUCAUCCAAGGGUUUCUUCCUGGACUAGCUCUGAAGAUCUUCCUCAUAGUGCUUCCAACUAUACUGAUGUACAUGUCACAGUUUGAAGGACUAAUAUCACAGUCAUCACUAGAGCGAAGAACUGCAUCCAAGUAUUUUAUAUUCUUGUUCUUCAAUGUAUUUUUGGGGAGCAUCGUUACAGGAUCUGCUUUGGAGCAGCUUGAUACCUACCUUCAUGCGUCAGCUAAUGACAUACCAAGGAUCAUUGGUGUAGCCAUACCAAUGAAGGCAACAUUUUUCAUAACAUACGUAAUGGUUGAUGGUUGGGCUGGUGUAUCUCUUGAAAUAUUGAGAAUAAGGGCAUUUGUACUAUACCACCUGAAAAACUUUUUCUUGGUCAAGACGGAGAAGGACAGAGAAGAGGCAAUGGAUCCGGGCAGUAUCUGUUUCUACUGGUCCGAGCCUCGAAUACAGCUAUAUUUCUUGCUUGGUCUUGUGUAUGCUGCAGUGACACCGCUCUUGCUACCUUUCAUACUGGUAUUCUUUGCGCUGGGAUACGUUGUCUACCGCCACCAGAUCAUAAAUGUCUACCAUCAGCGGUACGAGAGUGGGGCGCAGUUCUGGCCCAACGUGCAUCUACGCAUAAUCGUAGCCUUGAUUGCAUCGCAGCUGCUUCUCCUUGGGCUCUUAAGUACAAAAGGUUUGGAGGAGGCGACGCCAGUUCUCCUCGUUCUUCCCAUAUUAACCUUUUGGUUCCACAAGUACUGCACGCACCGGUACAAACCCGCGUUUGUGAGGAACCCGCUGCAGGAGGCGAUGAGGAAGGACACGCUGGAGCACGCGAGGGAGCCCAACUUCGACCUCAAGUCGUACCUGGCGGACUCGUACCUGCACCCGGUGUUCAAGAGCGACGACGUCGACAAGUUCUACGUCGCCGAGGACCCCGGCGCGGAGGAGGUGAUCGUGGCGACCAAGCGGCAGUCGAGGAGGACCACGCCCGUGCAGAGCAAGUAUGACGGCUCCGACAGGCUAUCCGUGCCGGACUCCAUACCCGAAAGGUAGCACCUGGCUGGCCAGCCAUGGGAGGAGUGCUAUUGGUUCUUUAGGCUGUUAGCGUGUACAGAGAGAGACAGAGAGGGGGGAAUGGAAUUCUGCUUGAUGAGAUGUCACACGGCUGGGGAUGUUGAUUGCACUUGCAAACUUGCAAUGCACACGGCACACCAGUACACCUGUUUUUCCACUAGUAUCUGAACCGAAUACGAUCCAGAGAUGCGCAUUGCAGUGAGGAUUGGUUUGGCGUUCACAACCGUAUAGUAUUAUUGUGAAUUGGAGAAGUUUGUGACCA
Messenger RNA from Aegilops tauschii subsp. strangulata, 2585 nucleotides. Its product is annotated as CSC1-like protein At3g21620. Gene Ontology annotation, molecular function: calcium-activated cation channel activity. NCBI's taxonomy places the organism in Eukaryota, Viridiplantae, Streptophyta, Magnoliopsida, Poales, Poaceae. Gene Ontology annotation, cellular component: plasma membrane. The record is from RefSeq and is a predicted model, not a curated record.